AUGUCGGCAAUCCGUAGUUCCGCUGAGGACUUAUCCAACACUCUUGAGCAGCUGGCUAUCAAACACUCGAAGACCUCUGAAGACAGACCGGCGAGCGGUGAUGUUGGUAACAGUCUCAUAGAAACUGCGGAAACAAUCCUUGGAGAGGAUCGUCCAGGCGCAGAACUAAGUCAAGUUGAAGCGCGCCUGGUAACGUUAGAGCUCAACAAACAGCGCAUGCAGAAGAAUGCAGAUACCCUUCUGAAUUCCGACAGACAGCAAAGCCUGCAGGUUACAGCAAGCCUUCUCUUCGACGAUCCAGAACAGUCUACUAUCAAUAAUAAUGUGGACUUACUACUCGAUGAAGACCUCGAAGCCUUGGAUGGGGCAACAGAAGCCUGGUGGACAAGUGGAGCUCACGUCAUUCCUCAAUACUUGAUUGAAGAAGUCGACGAGAGCAUCAAAGCCUUGAUGCCAGAUGGCACCGAGAUCGUCUCGAUCGGCCGACAUGGGAACAGCACAUGGUCACGUACCGCGGAAAUAAAGACCGAGCUACACGGUGAGCCUGUAUCUUACUUCGUGAAGGUCACGGACUACCGAUCUGGUGAGAUCAUGUACCGGAGCGAGUUUGAAUCUCUCAAGGCGAUCCACGCAGCGGUGCCCGGUUUCUGCCCCCGACCUAUUGGAUGGGGUUGCUACGCCUCGGAUCCCAAUGUGCACCUCCUUCUCACUGCAUUUGUUAAGAUGUUAAACAAACCUGCCCACCCAGUCCUUCUUCCUCGGAGGCUGGCAGAGUUGCACCAGAAAGCUACAGCACCGGGAAGUACGGGUGGCACGUACCUAUGGCUGGUGGUCGGCUGCCUGUUAGGCUCAAGAAGAGUGCCUCCUGGGAAGACUUUUUCACCCGAUACAUUCGCUUUCUUUUCCGGGCCGAAGAGGUAG
Messenger RNA from Anthostomella pinea, 921 nucleotides. NCBI's taxonomy places the organism in Eukaryota, Fungi, Ascomycota, Sordariomycetes, Xylariales, Xylariaceae. The record is from the annotation of a GenBank genome assembly.